GUCAAAGGUAGCAUCAACCUCGCCGCCUGUGGGGCCACUGACGGCCUGCAGCAUGCGCGGUUUCAGGGCGAUGGUAGCGCUCAACAAUGUCCUUCACGUGGGCGCCUUUCUUUGGCCAAUCUCCUCUGUUCUACGCGGUAACACGGCGCCGAAGUCGACCUAUCUCCCCUCUCCCGCCGGGACACCUGAUCCCGCCGCGUUGCGGAGACGGCUGACGUUGUCCGCAGGCUCCAACGACGAGGGCAUCAUCGCGUCUCCUGCUGUCUUACCAUCAUCCGGCAAGCCAGUACUGAGCUUCCCCGGGGGUGGGAUUUUCUUUUGGUGGCAAGCGGGUGUCAUUAGCGCGUUGCAGGAGCGUUACAACCUAUCGUCCCUCGAUUUUGUGGGUGCUUCGGCGGGGUCACUCGCGGCCACGCUUGCCGCUUGUGACGCGGAUAUGGAUCUCGCCAUGAAGUUGGCUCUCGACCUCUGCGAUACCAACGAGAUUUGGACCCGACCGCUGGGACUUGCCGGUGUGUGGGGCGCGAUGGUGGAGGACUGGCUCGACGAGCUGCUUCCAGACGACGCGGACGUUAUCUGUCGAGACCGCGUGCAUUUAUUGGUGAUAGGGAUCUGGCCCAGACCGUUCAGGCGACGAGCGGUGUCGGACUUCACGAGCAAGAGUGAUCUGAUCAAGGCGUGCAUGGCUUCCGUACACAUCCCGUGGUUCAUGGACAAGCACUUCUCGGCGCGACAUAGGGGGGGGCGAUUCGUCGACGGUUCCUUCAGGGCGAGCCGCGAAGACCUAUCGCUGGGAGACGGCAGACCAACAGUGUACUUCGACUACGAUGAAGACGAGGUGAUGGCAGCGAGGCGAGGCAAGUUCCUGAGCCUCACGAACCAGGAAGGCCUAUUGUUCAUGAGGCAAAGGGGCUACGAUCACGUGCAGACGAUGCUGGCGGAGGGAAAGCUCGACUGUAUCAAAGAGGCGGCCCUACCUUUGCAGAUGAACACUACCGGAGGAUUGACCGGCAAAGAUUAGAGCGGGUACUGCUAUUCGUCGUCGAGGGAGAACGCUAGGCCGGCGGUUUUACACGAGUCGGGCAGAAGGCGCACCCUUUCUGCGUAAAAAAAUCAGCAACCGGACAGUGGU
Ectocarpus sp. CCAP 1310/34 is the source of this 1132-nucleotide messenger RNA. Lineage: Eukaryota; Phaeophyceae; Ectocarpales; Ectocarpaceae. The record is from the annotation of a GenBank genome assembly.